UACAUACAUACGCAAAGAUCGAUAAUUUAUAUCCAAUAACCUGAAAAGAUUUCACGUAACAACUAAGAAAUGGAUAACAAACACUUACAAUAUUCUUCAAUCUUGAUUGUUCUUAUCAUCGUCUUUUGUGCACCUUUUGCUAUCUCUCAAGAAGUUGAUGAUGAAAGUGAGUUCACUUACGAUAUGAAUAGUCCAAACGGGCCAGAUCAUUGGGGAGAGAUCCAUCCUGAAUGGAGAUUGUGUAAAAAAGGAAAGUUGCAGUCUCCGAUUGAUCUCACACAUAAAAGGGUUCAUACGACCUCUAAACUUGGAAAAAUUAAUAGAGAUUAUAAACCUGCAAACACAACUCUUAUUAAUAGAGGCCAUGAUUUGAUGUUGAGAUGGGUCCGAGGAGCAGGACAUAUUCAUAUAAACAAAACUAAGUAUCAACUUAACCAGCUUCAUUGGCACACUCCUACAGAACACACCAUCAAUGGUCGAAGGUUCAAUCUAGAGCUACACUUAGUUCAUCAAAGCAAAAAUAGAAGAAUUGCAGUGGUUGGAAUCUUGUAUAAGAUCGGUCGUCGUGAUUCGUUUCUAUCAAAGUUGGAACCAUAUCUUAAAGCAUUAUGUUCUAAGAGAAAGGUUGAAAAAAGAGUGGGAAUAAUUGACCCUCGAAAAAUAAAGAUUGGAAGCAAAAAAUAUUACCGAUACAUUGGCUCGCUUACGACUCCUCCAUGCACCGAAAAUGUUGUUUGGACCAUUGCUAAAAAGGUUAGAACAGUUUCACGAGCACAAGUUCGUUUAAUCCGCAAAGCUGUUCAUGAUGAUGCUGGGGCUAAUGCGAGGCCUCUUCAACCACUGAAUAACCGUUUGUUGAAGCUUUAUAGACCAGACGACCAUUAAAAAUAUUAAGCGGAUUGGCGAAUUUUAAUUUAAUUUAUUGUUCAAUGUUCAUAUAUGAUUUUAUUAUUUUGUUGUGAUAUUGUAUAUGUAUAAUAAGAUUAUGGUCGACAUAAAUCAGUAAUAAUUCGGUAUGUUUCGUUUC
Lactuca sativa (garden lettuce) is the source of this 1027-nucleotide messenger RNA. Its product is annotated as alpha carbonic anhydrase 7. Gene Ontology annotation, molecular function: carbonate dehydratase activity; zinc ion binding. The record is from RefSeq and is a predicted model, not a curated record. Gene Ontology annotation, biological process: one-carbon metabolic process. NCBI's taxonomy places the organism in Eukaryota, Viridiplantae, Streptophyta, Magnoliopsida, Asterales, Asteraceae.